CAGUGAGGAGGGAGCGCCGCGCGGCAGUUAAACACACGGAGCCCCAGCGGUGUGUGUUCAGGCGUCGUUAACGAACGGGAAGGACGCAGGGGACGGCGCGUGUAGAGAGUGCGUUUUCGCGCGAGAACGCGCUCCCGCCCUCCUUCUCCUGUGGCUCUCGGCGAAGUUGGAAGGAGGAGCGCGGAGUUACAAUGCGCGGAGCGAGAGCGGGAGUGCGGCGCGCGCGCGCCCCCCCGGGACUCUGAGCGCCCGCGAGCCGCGCCGAGCGAGGACGCCUGCACCCACCCCCCCCGCGCGCGCACGCACGCACUCCCGCCACUCAGUCUGCUCGUGCUGCGCGUCCGUCCGUCGGUCCGUCUUGCGCGUCUCGGUGUCUGCGGGCGAUGUGGGUCCCGCUCGCUUCGUCUCCAGCGCUGCCGCCUCCCCGUCCACCACCACCAUGUCCCCUCGGGCCGAGGCGGUGGUCUCUGCUCCUGCUGCCGCUGCUCCUGGCGGAGGUGGUGCUGGUGGUGGCGAGUCGGGGCGACCCCGGGGCACCAGGCGUCGUCGUCAGCAACCAGAACAGCAACAACUUCCAGCAGCAGCCCCGUCCCGGGCUCAAUGUCUACAUGGGCGAAGAGGAGGUGAAGAAGCUUCUGGGUCUGGAUGCGGAGCUGUACUAUGUGAGAGAUGAUAUAAUCAACCACUAUGCCCUCUCCUUCAUCUUGCCCGUUCCCAGCGAGAUCAACAGCCUGCACUUCACCUGGCAGGCCAGGAACAAGGUGGAGUACAGGCUUGGCUUUCAGGUGGACAACCCGGCAGCCAUGACCCUUCCUCAGAGCAACAUCUCCGCCAAGGGGGAGGUGCCCCGCAGUCUCUCAGUUUUCCGAGUGGACCUCUUCUGCCUGGGGAGGCUUGACGCGGAGGUGGUGGUCACCGUGCAGCUGAACCUCACCGCCGCGGCCAACAACUUCACAGUGCUCAACUUCAAAAGGAGGAAAAUGUGCUACAAACGCAUUGAGCAGCCAGAUUCCAGGCUCCCACCGUUCUCCAGCAAGAACCUCAGCCGGCCAGUGUUGGAGAAUGUGAACCUGGCCCCCACCACCUCCACCCGGGUCUUCUACAUCAGUGUGGGUGUGUGUUGUGCCGUCAUCUUCCUGGUGGCCAUCAUCCUGGCUGUGCUUCACCUGCACAGCAUGAAGAGGGUGGAGCUGGAUGACAGCGGCAGCGAGGGCGGCAGCUCACAGGGCCUCUCCCAGCCGUCCACCCAGACGACACAGUACCUGAGGGCGGACACCCCCAACAAUGCCGCACCCAUCACCAACAGUCACCCUGGUUCUGCACCCAUCGCUCAGCUUGCUGCUGCCUCCUUCCCCAACCCUGGUGCCCCUACUCAUGACACCAAAAGCUACCCGUCGCUGCGCAUCGAGAAGAACGACUUGAAGAGCGUCACCAUGGCAGAGGCCAAGGCCAAGGUGAAGGACAUCGCCAUCUCCCGGGAGAGGGUCACGCUACGUGACGUCCUGCAGGAAGGUACCUUUGGGCGCAUUUUCCAUGGAAUUCUCCUGGACGAGAAGGACCCGAGCAAGGAGAAGCGCGUCUUUGUGAAAACAGUUAAAGAUCAUGCGUCCGAGGUGCAGGUGACGAUGAUGCUGACGGAAAGCUGCAAGCUCCGGGGUCUCCAUCACAGAAACCUGCUGCCCAUCAGCCACGUGUGCACAGAGGAUGGCGAGAAACCCAUGGUCCUGCUGCCCUACAUGAACUGGGGUAACCUCAAGCUCUUCUUGCGCCAGUGCAAAUUGGCUGAGGCCAACAACCCCCAGGCCAUUUCCCAGCAGGACCUUGUUCACAUGGCCAUCCAGAUUGCCUGUGGGAUGAGCUACUUGGCUCGCAGAGAGGUCAUCCACAAAGACCUAGCUGCCAGGAAUUGCGUCAUCGACGACAGUAUGCAGGUGAAGAUUACAGACAACGCCCUGGCUAGAGACCUCUUCCCCAUGGACUACCACUGCCUGGGGGACAACGAGAACCGGCCUGUCCGCUGGAUGGCCCUGGAGAGCCUGCUGCACAACGACUUCUCUAGCGCCAGCGACGUGUGGGCGUUUGGUGUAACCCUGUGGGAGCUCAUGACCCUGGGCCAGACCCCUUACGUGGACAUCGACCCCUUCGAGAUGGCAGCGUACCUGAAGGACGGCUACAGGAUAGCACAGCCCAUCAACUGCCCCGACGAACUGUUUGCGGUGAUGGCCUGCUGUUGGGCCUUGGACCCAGAAGAGAGACCUAAAUUUCAGCAGCUCGUUCAGUGCCUGACCGAAUUCCACGCAGCUCUCGGGGCGUACGUGUGAGAUCCAGGCCCAGGCAUUUUGCCACCAGCGGAAGAGCUGCUCGAGCAGACGUCGAACCCGAGCUGGAGUCCUGCUCAGACGAGCAUUCGACAGACACUUUGCGAACAGGAGGAUAUUUUGCAUUUCCGCUGCCUCUGAACAAUCUUUCUGACCUGGGGUGAGAACUUCAGAAUUCGCAGCUUGAGCCUCUUGAGCACCUCCCACGCGAAGUGUUUCUUCAUCACAGGCAGGAUUGUAGCGCAGCCCCCUGCUCAGCUUUACCACAUUCUUACUCAUUCUAAUGAGCAGAAGUACGUGAUACCAGUGUCGUUCUCGCAACUUUCUAAAAUUGGAUUUGGACUGUGAGCAUAUUUCUUGUUUUUGACGAUAGAUUUCCUGCGUGUCCCAUUUGGACUGUUUCUGUAUUGUGGGCAUAUAGGAUGGUAUUUCUUCUAUUCGCAGACGUUUCAAUAAACAGACUUGACAAAGUGAGUCCUCCCAAUAAGUGCCAAGCUGAUGGGCUCUCCCGGAUGGUCCAGAGAAGAAUCCCCAAAUGGGAGGAGCUUCCAAAUGCUAUCAUUGACUCACUGGGCCAAUCAGGAGUGCUGUACUGCAGAACUUUUUUACUGGUAAAAAUCAACAAACUGUUGAACUUUUAGCAGAAGCUCCGCCUGCCGAACUGUGUUUCAGGUGUGGGGUGAACUGUGUGCGUGCUUGCGUGCAUGCGUGUGCGCAUGUGGGGUUCUUGUUCCAGGCAACCAUUCAGGUACCAUAUAUGGAAUCCUGGCACGUGCCAUCUGACAAACUGUUACCGGAAAGUACCGGAAACCGUUUUCUACGGGGCAGCAAUAGCAGUGUACAGUGUAUAUUUCAGUUAAGAUAUUUCUACAAAAAAAACUAUAUAAUUUAACUUCUGAGCUGAAGCUGUUUUAGAGCAAUAACUUCUGUUUGUGGAUGAAUGUCCUUCCAAUUACUGUCGUUCUACUCCAGUCUCUGGUUUUAUUUUCUUGGGGUUUGGUUUUUUUUUUUUGGCUUCUGUGCAAAGAGGAACGUUUCCGAACACGUUUUUGUGCAUUUAGAACAAAGACUACAGUGUGUGAGAAUGCGUGAGUGUGCGUGUGUCUAAUCCGCUCCAGUUCACCAGCUGCCAGCGUCGAGAAGUGGAAGCAUGGCGUUCGACAAUCAAGUGCGCAGUGGGAUCUUUUCAGCAGCUGAGCAUAUUUGUAAAAGUGUGUAUUGUUUGGACUCGCUGGGACCGGUACCUUCAGCCUCCCUGUCCACGAGCUGCUCCGAGAACAGGACGACUGCGUCGUCAUGCCCCAGGACGCCCUUCUGUCCUCUUUCACCCUCCUAAAGUUCCUACACACUGUUGAUGUUGCUGUCAGAAGGUCCUGGGUUCAAACUCUAGUCCCCAGUAUCGAUACAGUAAGAGCACCCUGCUGUGUAAAAGGGUCAUUUGCCAAAUUAGCUUUGUAAUCGCCUUUAACAAAGGAGUCGUCUCAUUUGGUCCAUUUCUUAUUGGGUCAAAGGUUAAAGGUCAAGAGUUUGUGUUAAUCCUUCCUUAAUUCCCCCAUGUUUCACUCCCCUCUGACUGCUGUACUGAAGAUCAUAUGGUGUUGGAACUCAGCGGUUGUGUUCUACUUAACCAUCUGCACUCCCAAGCUAGGAACAAAUCAGCGGUGGUGGGAUAAACAUGUUGUCA
Molecule: messenger RNA, 4002 nt
Organism: Scleropages formosus (Asian bonytongue)
Lineage: Eukaryota; Metazoa; Chordata; Actinopteri; Osteoglossiformes; Osteoglossidae
Product: tyrosine-protein kinase RYK-like
Exons: 16
Coding region: 384-2321 (645 amino acids)
Biological process (GO): positive regulation of kinase activity; positive regulation of phosphatidylinositol 3-kinase/protein kinase B signal transduction; positive regulation of neuron projection development
Cellular component (GO): signaling receptor complex; plasma membrane
Molecular function (GO): protein kinase activity; ATP binding
Source: RefSeq, a predicted model, not a curated record